Messenger RNA from Cladocopium goreaui, 1014 nucleotides. The record is from the annotation of a GenBank genome assembly. Lineage: Eukaryota; Dinophyceae; Suessiales; Symbiodiniaceae.
AUGGGUAGCCAGAUGCCGCCAGAGGAUGAGCUGGAUCGAUUCUCGGAGUUUCGCAUGCCGCACGUCAUCAAACGCUGCACUGAGGAGGAUCCCUUGCAAUUCUAUGGUGCCACCAUCUCGGGGUCCUUCGCGUUGAUCUUGACUUUAUCAAUGUGUAUCCGUCAGUCGCACGUCCUGAACGGGCGUCCCCUGUGCAUGCAGCGGGGCUACUACCGCGGCAUGUUGUUUUUUCCUAUGGUUUGGGCAGUUUGCUGCUGGGCCACCCUAUUCUGCCCCUUGGCCCGGCCUUUGGCAGAGCUGUUCAUGGGCCAGAUCGAGGCUUAUGCCAUCUACUCGUUUCUGGUGAGCUCGGUGAACGGGGAAUGUCUGAUUGUGAUCCAAGCAGUUCAGGACUACGGCCCGCAGCGAUAUUUCGCAGUGCCACCAUUGGGAUGUUUCUUUUAUCGUUGCUGUAAACCUCACCAUAUCUCUGCGAAGCAGUUGCUGUGGGUCUCGAGGUUGGUCAAACAGUUUGGUGUCCUGCAGAUCUUCUUUAACUCCUACUUCUUGUGGGCACGCCUCACCUUGCUACCUGCACAAGCCCUUCGAGUGGAGAAGAUCAGCGAGGCUGUCUUGAAAGUCUCCGGCGUAGUGGCCAUGUAUGGGCUCUUCAUUAUGUACAAGGCGACCCAUGACUUGCUCCAUAAUUGGAACACCACCAGAAAGUUUGUAGCCUUGAAGGUGGUGAUCGUUGUGUCAACCCUGCAGGGGAAGCUCUUGUCUUGGCUCAUCUCGUCGACGGGGUUGUUUACUACCAAGUGCUUGCUCAGUAAGGAGCAUCCUGAAGACAUGCAUCGCUUGCUCACUUUCUGGUCCUGCUACUUCACCCUUCUCGAAACGGUGGUUCUGUCGCUCUUGAUCAUCAAGGCGUUUCCCGCUCACGAGGUCACAGACUAUCCCUUGAAAAACCUGGAUUUGGUGGAGUUGGAACUCCGUCAGAUAGACGAACGCCGGAGCGUUCCGUCCAUGGCAUAG